Molecule: messenger RNA, 4666 nt
Organism: Bicyclus anynana (squinting bush brown)
Lineage: Eukaryota; Metazoa; Arthropoda; Insecta; Lepidoptera; Nymphalidae
Gene: MOF
Product: histone acetyltransferase KAT8-like
Exons: 1
Coding region: 85-1413 (442 amino acids)
Biological process (GO): regulation of DNA-templated transcription
Molecular function (GO): histone acetyltransferase activity
Source: RefSeq, a predicted model, not a curated record
AUCUAUAAUCUAUUAUCUAUGGAAAAAUGGCAUGGCUGAUUGUGUUGCGCGGUAUUGCAUGAUCCGUUAUUGAUAUAGUUUAAUAUGGCUAAAGGCGAUAAAGAGUUAGAAAAACCAAUUGUGAACAAUGAAUUACCAAAUUCAGAGGGCCGUAGCACUGACAACGAGGACUCUGAGUCCACACAGGAGCAACCUUUGGACAUCGGAGAGCAUUACUUAGUGCGGCGUUCGGAUGAGUCAUGGCACCCGGCUGAGAUAAUACAAACGCGGUACAACGCAGGGGAAUCGUGUUAUGAAUACUAUGUGCACUAUGUCGGCUACGAUAGAAGACUCGACGAGUGGGUUUCGCGCCACCGGGUCAUGUCCGAUAGGUUUGACGUGUGUGAAAACUCUAAUAACAACAUAAACUCCGAUCACUUGCUCACCGACAAAUCCGGUCGCAAAAUAACCCGCAAUCAAAAACGUAAACAUGACGAAAUCAAUCAUGUGCAGAAAUCGUACGCGGAGAUGGACCCCACGACGGCGGCUUUGGAAAAAGAACACGAAGCUAUUACCAAAGUGAAAUACAUAGAUAGGAUUCAGAUCGGCAAAUACGAAAUAGACACUUGGUACUUCAGCCCUUACCCGGACGAGUACGGAAAACAGUCGAAGCUGUGGAUUUGUGAAUAUUGCCUCAAGUACAUGAGAAUGGAGAAGACGUACAGAUAUCAUUUGAGCGAGUGUACAGCGCGACAACCUCUAGGCAGCGAAAUAUAUAGAAAAGGUACUAUAGCAAUUUUCGAAGCAGAUGGUAAGGAACAUAAAAUAUACUGUCAGAAUCUUUGUUUGCUGGCUAAAUUGUUUUUAGAUCACAAAACUCUUUAUUUUGACAUAGAGCAAUUUCUUUUUUAUAUUUUGUGCGAAGUCGACAAGCAUGGAGCUCAUCUUGUUGGUUAUUUCUCCAAAGAAAAGGAUUCUCCUGAAGGCAACAAUGUUGCUUGUAUACUCACUCUGCCGCCAUACCAGAGACAAGGUUACGGUAAACUGCUAAUAGCUUUUAGCUAUGAACUGUCAAGGCUUGAACAAGUCGUUGGUAGCCCCGAGAAGCCACUAUCGGACUUGGGUAAGCUAAGUUACAGAUCCUACUGGUCCUAUGUAUUAUUAGAAGUGCUAAGUGCGAGUCGCGGUACUCUUAGUAUCAAGGACUUGAGUCAGAUGACUGGUAUAUCGCAGACAGAUAUAAUUUCUACUCUACAAUCUAUGAAUAUGGUAAAGUAUUGGAAGGGGCAACAUGUUAUAUGUGUUACACCAAAGAUUGUAUCUGAACAGUUGGCCAGUUCACAUUUUAAAAAACCCCGAUUAUGCGUAGAUCCUACAGCUUUAAGAUGGACGCCUCCGAAUAAGCAAGGGAACUCGACGAAGGCAAAGAAGUAGUAUAGACUCACAGGCAGAGUUUAGAGGAAGUUUGAAUGUGAACAAAAUGGUUUUUUUAGGUUUCUCUAAGCCUGUUACUAGUUAAACAAUAUCUUAAUGUAAGUAAUUUAUUUGGUACUGUGAACAUUUUAUUUAAAAGAAGCAUUUACUUAAAGCAAGGUCCAGAGACGGAUAAAACAAUGUUAAGCUGUAAAAAUGCUCUUUUAAUAACAUUUAUUUGAUGACUGUAUUGUAUGGCUGUUCUAUGUAGAACUCUGUGUUAGUAAUUAUCACAAUGUGUGUAUUAGAAAUUAGUUAAUAAGGUAAUUGAUGGCAUUUUGAAGUAAAGAUCCCAGUUGUGAAACAUUACCAGAUUAUAUUGAAAGAAAAAAAAAAUUAAACAAAUAGAUUUGUUGAUGAUUUUUUUUUUUUAUAAAUAAUAAUUAAGUAAUAUGGUAGUGACUGUAAUGUUAUUUGAAACUUGCUUUGCAUUUACAAAAGUUGUAUUGCUAUUUGUAAGAUAAUGUGCUUUAACACGUUUGCUGCAGUACAGGGUCAAUUGACCUCGUAUGUCUAGCGUGUUCGAGGGUUACGAGGUCAAUGGACCUCGUACCGCACCAGAGAAAAGUACAGAAAAAUCAGUGCCGCAGCAAAAGUGUUAAUGAAGGAAUAAUUACGGUAUAAACUUAAGAGUAAUUAGAUAAUAUCUUAAUUGAGCCAAGCUGGGAUUCAAACCAUCCCAAUUUUAAAGAAAAAGAGAUAAAAAUUGGAAUUUGUGUAUUAUUUUAAAUACAAUUUUCACUUAUUUUGACAUUUUAUUGCAGAUUGAAUGAACAUAAUUUCAUGUGACUUUUUAGAUCUGUUUAAAGUUACUCACUAAGUUCCUCUACUGGCAAGUGAUAUUAUUUAUAAGUUUAAAUUAAUUAAUUUUUAAUUAUUGAAUUUUAAUUUUUUUUUUCAUAAUUUCUUUGUACAAUGAUAUAGUUAGUAAGUCAAAAAUUGUAAAUAUUAGAGUCUUGGAUACUCUGUGUGUAUUGAAUUUUUCAUGUACAGUUAGUUGUUUUCAUGUAUGGUUUAUUUUAAGCAAAUAGUAAAUUCAAAACAGCCCAUUCUUUGUCAUAAUAUACUCAGAGGCACAAUUAUCCGCCCACUUAAUAUGACACGAGUAUAUAAAUAAACCACUUUAAAAGUGAUCUUAAGUUCACAACAAGAUUUAUUUUAGAGUGUAUCUGAUCUAGUUCUUUCUGUACCUUUUAAGUAUCUUGGAACAGUUUCUCAUUCCUGCAUCCUUUUCACUAACUUUGUUGCCUUCAUAAAAUAAACACAAAGUUUUACUUUGUUUACUAAAUUUAGCUAAUGUAAGCUUGUAUGCCUAAAGACAUCAUGUUAGUUAAUAACUAUCUAGAUUCUAGAUACACACUCAUGAUCUAGAAUUUCUUUCCAAUGUUGUUGCUUCUAUAGUAGUAAUCGUACAUACAAUGUAGGUUCUUCAUUCCUGGGCUUUUUCUGCACUUGGUCGCAAUGUAUAUUGUGCAUAGGUUGUUUGCUUUUGAUAAACCACUCCAGCUAUCUGAGCUCGCUCCAAAAGCACUUAGCUGGCCUAUUCACUAAAUAUAAACACUUUAUUAACAACCUAUUAGAAAAAACAUCAAAUCUGAGAAAUGACAUCUACAUUCUGUAUGUUAACCAAGGAGGCAUUACAAGAUUGGAUUGGACCAAUCGGAAAUCGGAAAGUUUAUACUUAUUAAUACAAUCAGAUGAAUCUUCAAAGAUUAAUAUUUAUAGAAGAAAAAAAAAAGAAGAUAACACACGAUAGACAAGGCUAUGCCUAAUAAAAUACAAACUCAAGAAAGAACUUCAUUGAUGUCUGAACAGGCUGUAUGGUCAACGAUCUUUGCCUGUCCCAAAGUUGGGGACAAAUGAAAAAAAAAACAAAAAAUUAACCAAGGAGGGUUGUCAGUAGUUGUUUGACAUUUGUUACAUAAAAUCUCAAUUUAGUAUAUGUCUACUAACAUACUGCAUACAUCAAAGUUAGUGAAUUAGCCUGCUUGUCUCUUGCCUUGUGAAAUAUUGCUGCAGAGCCAAUGUAUUCAUAUGUAAGCUGCACUUAAAUGUAGGUUUUUAUCAAGAUAAAAUAUGGUUAUAACUAAAUAGUGUGCUUUCUCUGUUCUGAAAAGUCUCCUGUGUAUGAGGAAAAAUACAAUGACUAUAAUUUGGUACUUUGGUAAUUUGUAAGUAGAAAUUGUUGAAUGCCCAGUGUUUUAAGGUACCUUUUAUCAAUAUUUAUGAAUAAUUAAGUAAGUAAUGAAUGUAUUGAAUAAGUAAGUUUUAAAUUGUAACAGUUCCCAUUUGUACUGAAUAAUAUAAUUCUGAAUUAAUCAGUGGGUAGUAACUUUGGUUAAUAGAGCUGCAUUAAAUAAAAUAAAGCUAAGCAAAAAAGAAAUCUUUAUUUUAUGAGUUGGCAGAAAAACGACCCACCGCCAUGGUUCGCUAACUUCAUAAAUUGUCUUAACUAGCCAUGAAUAUCACAUACAGUAUCAUCAUGAGUAAAUAUUCUGUUCUUGGGCCCACGGACCACGAGCAAUGAAGAUUUUUUUUUUUCAUUAACAAGUUAACUUUUGACUACAAUCCUGAUGAUUCUGAUGGUAAGUGAUGAUGCAAUCUAAGAUGAAAGCGGGCUUUAGGAGGAAGAUAAAAAUCCACACCCCUUUAGGUUUCUACCCGACAUCGUACCGGAACGCUAAAUUGCUUGGCGGUACGUCUGCCGGUAAGUUGGUAACUAACCACGGCCGAAGCCUCCCACCAGCCAGACCUGGGCCAAUUAAGAAAACCUCAAACGUCCCAGUCGGAGUUUAAACCUAGUACCUCCGACUUGUAAAUCCACCGCGCAGACGGUGCCACGGUGGCCAUCAAAAAUCCAUUUGCGUCAUAGUUUUGUUAAUAUGUAUGCAGCUACAUUAAGCAUUAGAUAACUUUUAAAUUAUAUUCUGCACUGUAAUUAGUAAUAAUUGUAGUAUGUAUUUAGUAUUAUAACUGAUCGUAUAUUACUGCAAAACUGGCGAUUGUCACCAGCAUUUUAUUUUACCAAAUUCAAAAAGUAAUGUGUGAUCAACAUUACAAUUUGCCACUUGCUGCGUGUCAGAUUGAGUUUUUAGAAGCUAAAGUAACUUCCCUUGGCAAUAGAUUCUGUGAAUCAAUAGUUUCACUGUUUAUUUGUGAUAAUUCAUUAGUCGUAUAAGAAAAAGUGUCGUUCAGAAAUAAAUUUUAAAUGGAA